UGCUGCUCCUUCCUGAUGCUAGAUCACCCUCAGCCUGGUCUCAGUGCUCAGCUCCUCCUGGCCUCCCUGCUCCGCUGGCCUCCAAUUCCUGGGAGCUUAGGCAGCUGCAUGUCCAGGACCAUGAGGACAGCAGAAGGGGGUGAGGAGGCCCCUGAGGCCCCCAUGCCCACCCACAUCAAUGUGCACAGCCACCAGGAGCCUGUGCUGAACCUGAGCUGCCUGCUGUGGCCUUCUGCCCCCAACACCACCUCCUGGACCCCAGGACACAGACGGCUGCUCGUGGCCUCCUCAGUGGUACAAAUCAUGCUGGGGCUGAUGAGUGGGGUCCUGGGAGGACUUGGCUGCAUCGCAUUCUCCAACAAUUACCCGUAUUCCAUGGAAAGAUGGGUCGCUGGCAUCUGGACAGGGGCUGUGGCUGUGCUGGCUGGAGUCAUUUGCUUCAUUUACGAGAAAUGGGGUGGCACCUGCUGGACCCUGCUGAGGACUCUGCUCGCCCUGGCAGCUUUUGCCACGGCCAUUGCAGCCAUCUACACUGGGGCUUAUUAUUUCCAGGAAUUAAGCUAUGUGUUUGAACAGGAAUUGUGUACUAGCCCCCCGUCCUGGGCACCUACCCUCCCCAUCAGCACUCCCGAAGAAGCCAAGAGGCAGCACUAGUGCCUGUUCUACCUGGACCUGAGCAAGUCCCUGACCAUUGGCCUUAAGGCCAUGCUGUUGAGUAUCUGGGUUCUGCUGCUUCUGACUUCUCUGACCCCCAUGUUUCUGUACUGCUGGAGAAGACUCCAACCCAAGGAGAAAAAAGACCAGAAGCCAUUGCUGGGAGCAAGUAUAAUCUAGCCCUGCCUCUCCUGAGUACUCAUGCCUGGAGCUCCUUCUGCAUCCAUGUCCCUGCGUCUGACUCCUUGAGUAAGAACCAGACCAAGGAAAUGAGACCUUCUAGUGACCCCAGUUAUCCUGCCCCACAGCCAGGGCCACAGCCACACCCUGUCCAACAACCCUCACAGUGCCUCUCACCUAUUUCUUGCACUCCUCCGCCAUACUGCCCCACUUCAUGUCCCCUCUUGAGCAGGAUGAUAAUAAACUCGUACAUUGUUGGUCCCA
Messenger RNA from Pipistrellus kuhlii (Kuhl's pipistrelle), 1098 nucleotides. It is a transcript of the gene TMEM176A, whose product is annotated as transmembrane protein 176A. The record is from RefSeq and is a predicted model, not a curated record. The transcript is spliced from 7 exons. Lineage: Eukaryota; Metazoa; Chordata; Mammalia; Chiroptera; Vespertilionidae. Gene Ontology annotation, cellular component: membrane.